AUGUCCAACUCACCCUUCUCAUUGCUCAUUCUUUUGCUUCUUUACACCAUUUCAGCCUCGGCACAUCCUCCUCAAGAUUAUGAUGUGCCAUUCACUUCCUCCCCAGGGGAUAUUAUCUACACUCUCAAAGUGCCAACAUUAGAGGAAACCAACUUGGAUAAUCUCCUAUCCUUUGGUUACUACCAAAAAAGUUGUCAGCAAUUUGAAUCCAUCCUGCACAAGAAAGUGAUUGAAUGGAUUCAAAAGGAUCACACUUUAGCUGCUAGUCUCCUAAGGUUACAUUUCCAUGAUUGCUCUGUCAGGGGAUGUGAUGCCUCCAUUCUUUUGAACCAUGAUGGAAGUGAGAGGACAUCACAAGUAAGCAAGACACUGAGAGGAUUUGAAGUGAUUGAUGAUAUCAAGGCAGAGUUGGAGAAGAAUUGCCCCAAGACUGUUUCUUGUGCAGACAUUCUGACUGCUGCUACUAGGGAUGCUACUGUUAAGUUGGGUGGUCUAUAUUGGGCAGUUCCCUAUGGCAGGAAAGAUGGGCUGGUUUCCAUUGCCAAGGAAGCUGAAAUGGUGCCCAUGGGUCAUGAAAACAUUACUUAUUUGGUUGAGUUUCUCCAAUCCAAGGGCCUGAAUGUGCUUGACUUAGUUGUUCUCUCAGGGGCUCAUACAAUUGGAAGGGCUUCAUGUGGAUCCAUUCAAGAUAGGUUAUACAACUACCAAGGAACUGGGAAACCAGACCCAUCUAUAGAUCCCAAUUACCUCAACUUCUUGCAAAGAAAGUGUAGAUGGGCCUCAGAGGUUGUGGAUCUUGAUGCUACAACGCCAAGGGCCUUUGAUCCUGUGUACUACAUAAAUCUCAAGAAGAAAAAGGGGUUGUUAUCAACAGAUCAGUUGUUAUAUUCUGAUCCAAGGACUUCUCCCAUUGUUUCUGCAUUAGCUUCCGCGCCUUACAUUUUCAAGCACCAGUUUGCGGUGUCCAUGGCAAAGCUUGGUAACAUUGAAGUUCUCACGGGCCAGGAUGAAGGGGAAAUUAGGACCAACUGCAAUUUUGUCAAUGCUUAUUGA
Molecule: messenger RNA, 1053 nt
Organism: Gastrolobium bilobum
Lineage: Eukaryota; Viridiplantae; Streptophyta; Magnoliopsida; Fabales; Fabaceae
Product: peroxidase 7
Exons: 3
Coding region: 1-1053 (350 amino acids)
Biological process (GO): response to oxidative stress; hydrogen peroxide catabolic process
Cellular component (GO): plasmodesma; plant-type cell wall
Molecular function (GO): heme binding; peroxidase activity
Source: RefSeq, a predicted model, not a curated record